Priceomyces carsonii is the source of this 1641-nucleotide messenger RNA. RefSeq names its product isocitrate lyase 1 (gene ICL1). Gene Ontology annotation, molecular function: isocitrate lyase activity. Gene Ontology annotation, biological process: carboxylic acid metabolic process. The coding region runs from base 1 to 1641 and encodes 546 amino acids. Lineage: Eukaryota; Fungi; Ascomycota; Pichiomycetes; Serinales; Debaryomycetaceae. The transcript has a single exon. The record is from RefSeq and is a predicted model, not a curated record.
AUGGCUUAUACCAAGAUCGACAUAAACAAGGAGGAGCAAUUCUACCAACAACAAGUUAGGGACAUCAAGAAAUGGUGGUCCGAACCUCGUUGGAGAAAGACCAAAAGAAUUUACCAAGCUGAGGAUAUUGCAUCCAAAAGAGGAACCUUGAAGAUUGAAUAUCCAUCUUCCAAUCAGGCUAAGAAAUUGUACAAAUUGUUGGAAGAGCAUGAUAAGAACAAGACCGUUUCUUUCACAUUUGGUGCCUUGGAUCCUAUUCAAGUCGCUCAAAUGGCCAAAUACUUAGAUACGAUUUACGUUUCUGGAUGGCAAUGUUCAUCCACCGCAUCCACAUCUAACGAGCCAUCUCCAGAUUUAGCUGAUUACCCUAUGGAUACUGUCCCCAACAAGGUCGAACACUUGUGGUUUGCUCAGUUGUUCCAUGACAGGAAGCAAAGAGAAGAAAGAUUGGGUUUAACCAAGGAACAAAGGGCAAAGACUCCAUACAUAGACUUUUUGAGACCUAUCAUUGCAGAUGCUGAUACUGGACACGGUGGUUUGACUGCUAUUAUUAAAUUAACCAAGUUAUUUGUCGAAAGAGGAGCUGCCGGUAUUCACAUUGAAGAUCAAGCCCCAGGUACUAAGAAAUGUGGACAUAUGGCCGGUAAGGUUUUGGUUCCAGUUCAAGAACACAUUAACAGAUUAGUUGCUAUCAGAGCAUCUGCCGAUAUUCUUGGCUCGGAUUUAUUGUGUGUUGCCAGAACUGAUUCUGAAGCUGCUACCUUGAUCACUUCAACCAUUGACCAUAGAGAUCAUUAUUUUAUCAUUGGUGCUACCAACCCGGAUGUUCCAGAGUUAUCUUCAUUAAUGGCCGAAGCUGAAGCUAAAGGUAUUUAUGGUCAAAAGUUGGCUAAUAUUGAAAUUGAAUGGACUAAGAAGGCUGGCUUGAAGUUAUUCCAUGAAGCUGUAAUUGAUGAGAUCAAAUCAGGUAACUAUUCCAACAAAGAUCAAUUAAUCAAGAAGUUUACCGAUAAGGUUAAUCCUUUAUCAUUGUCUUCUCACAAAGAGGCUAAGAAGUUAGCCUAUGAAUUAUUAGGUAAGGACAUCUACUUCAACUGGGACGUCGCCAGAGCAAGAGAAGGUUACUACAGAUAUCAAGGUGGUACUCAAUGUGCCGUCAUGAGAGGUAGAGCUUACGCUCCAUAUGCCGACUUGAUCUGGAUGGAAAGUGCUUUGCCAGACUACAACCAAGCAAAGGAAUUCGCCGACGGUGUUAAGUCCCAAUGGCCAGACCAAUGGUUAGCUUACAACUUAUCACCUUCUUUCAACUGGAACAAGGCUAUGCCUGCCGAUGAGCAAGAAACUUACAUCAAGAGAUUAGGUAAAUUAGGUUACGUCUGGCAAUUCAUUACCUUAGCCGGUUUGCAUACUACGGCCUUGGCUGUUGACGACUUCGCUAACAAAUUCUCUCAAAUUGGAAUGAGAGCUUAUGGUCAAUAUGUUCAACAACCAGAAAUCGAGAAAGGUGUUGAAGUCGUCAAGCACCAGAAAUGGUCAGGUGCUGAGUACAUCGAUGGUUUAUUGAAGUUAGCCUCUGGUGGUGUUACUUCUACUGCUGCAAUGGGAGCAGGUGUGACUGAAGACCAGUUCAAAGACCAUUAG